AUGAAGGGGCCCCUCGACGAGGAGGAGCGUUUCCGCAUACCAAGGUCCGUCUUGCAUGAUCUCCUCAUGCAGGUGGGCACAAUUGGCGUGGGGGCUGUAGUUGGCAUAGACUUGGACUUGGACAUGGACAUGGACAUGGACAUGGACAUGGACUUGAAGACAUUCGAACAGUCGACAAUCAAGGUUGAGCGCGCUCGAGCUUGA
Molecule: messenger RNA, 204 nt
Organism: Diaporthe amygdali
Lineage: Eukaryota; Fungi; Ascomycota; Sordariomycetes; Diaporthales; Diaporthaceae
Exons: 2
Coding region: 1-204 (67 amino acids)
Source: RefSeq, a predicted model, not a curated record